AUGAGACCGGUAUUUCAACCGUUUAUCAAAACCAUUGAUGAUGCUUUGGAAGCAAAUAUAAAAAUUCUCAUUUCCAGCAAUACUCUUGAGGAUCUGAGAAAUAAUAGAUAUACGAAUUUAACUCGUAUAUCGAAGCUAUUGAAAGAAAUGGGUCCUUCAAAUAUAACGGAAAAAAUCAAACAAAAGAACCGCUCCUUCGCUUAUGUUGUCACUCAAACUCAAUGGAUAUUUAUGUCACAGCUACAGGAAAAUCUCAUACAACCCAUUUAUCAACUAUCGGACAUUUGCUUUGGUAAGGUCUUCAGCACUUAUCCUAUACAAUACGAAGCGAAAUUUUCGAAUACUUUGGAUAUGUUUAUUUUGUACAUUGUCCAAAGUGGCCUAUGGCAACUUUGGGAAGAAGAGGCCUUCAUUUUUGCUUUAAGUAAUGAAUCAUUUGAAUUGCUGGAAGAUGAAUAUCCUAUAGAACCCUUGAAUAUAUAUUAUUUUAGAGUGGCUUGGAUUAUUUUAGUGAUCGGUGUUGUGUUGAGUGUUAUUUGUUUUAUCGUGGAAAUAUUGGUGUUUAAAUAUGGACUAAGUUGUAAGAUAAAGUUUAUGAAAAACGAGAUCAAAAGAGUAUAA
Lucilia sericata (common green bottle fly) is the source of this 621-nucleotide messenger RNA. RefSeq lists its product as uncharacterized. The record is from RefSeq and is a predicted model, not a curated record. The transcript has a single exon. The coding region runs from base 1 to 621 and encodes 206 amino acids. NCBI's taxonomy places the organism in Eukaryota, Metazoa, Arthropoda, Insecta, Diptera, Calliphoridae.